GUCGAGUUGUUUGCCUUCGCGCAAGUGCGCCUUUCUACGUUCAGUUGGUGCAAACUACGCAAUUGAGUUAAAUAGUUUAAAACCGGAAGAGCUACAAUAUGAGUAAUACAAGAGGGAAAGCAACAGCCUUGCUUUUGGUGGCUCAAGCAAUACUCCUCGUGUUAUUUGGUCUCUUCGUCGAUUACGAUGUGGCUGCUGGACCUCGGAACAACAGUUUAACUACACAUACCACUCUUGCUCAUUAUUACCCAAUAUACCAAGAUGUUCAUGUUAUGAUGUUGAUCGGUUUUGGUUUCUUGAUGACGUUUUUGAAACGUCACGGCUUCGGUUCGGUGGGGUUCAACUUUCUGUUGACUUGUUACGUCAUAGAGUGGUCGACAUUGGUCAACGGUUGGUUUGGUAUGAUUGGUUCAAACGAAGGACGAAUAUUGAUCGAUAUUAAAAGUUUGUUAGAAGCUGAUUUUGCCGUGGCUGCUGUCCUUAUUUCAUUCGGAGCCAUUCUUGGCGUGGCAAGUCCGGUACAACUUAUAGUGAUGGCGACCAUUGAAGUUGUAUGUUAUAAUGUCAGCAUAUAUGUCGGGAUUGUGAAACUGCAGGUCACAGAUGUGGGCGGGUCGAUGUUCAUACACGCCUUCGGUGCUUAUUUUGGGUUGGCAGUUGCACGCGUGCUUUACAAAAAAUCACAGACCCUAAGUAAAAACGAAGGUUCUGAAUAUCAUUCGGACAUCUUCGCUAUGAUCGGAACCUUAUUUUUAUGGUUAUAUUGGCCAAGUUUUAAUGCUGGACCCGCGUCGGGUACGGAGCGACAUCGUGCGGUUAUAAAUACCGUACUUAGUCUUUCUGCUUGUACGGUCGUCACCUUUGCUUUAUCUGCCGUUACUGACAAGAAAAAUAAAUUGGAUAUGGUGCACAUACAAAACGCAACAUUGGCUGGGGGCGUAGCAAUUGGAGCAAGCGCGGAUCUAAUUGUUCAACCAUUUGGUGCUCUCCUUGUAGGUUCAACUGCUGCUACGGUGUCUACGCUUGGAUUUAGAUACUUACAACCGGUAUUGCAACGUAACAUCAAACUACACGAUACAUGCGGUGUACACAAUUUGCACGGAAUGCCGGGAAUUCUGGGUGCGGUGAUUAGUGCUAUUGUUGCUACUAUAGCAACUAAAGAUGCUUACCAAGACAGCUACCAUGAGCUAUUCAAGGAUGCUUCUCGAACUUCUAGUCAAAACGGUGGAUACCAAAUCGCUGCGUUGGUAUGUGUUCUCUGCAUAGCUUUACUCAGUGGAACACUGACCGGAUUUUUGUUGAAGCUGCCUGUAUGGGAUAAUUUAAGUGCUGAAGAACUUUUCGAGGAUGAGGUGUUUUGGGAUUGCCCUGAGGAAAUCGAAGAGAAAAAGAGUGAAACGGAGAAAACAAUAAAUAAGUCUGAUCACGAAAACGAAGACUUGUUGGUACCUUCUGCUUGAAACUACUUCCUUCUUGUAAAUUAAUAACAAAUGUGAAUCGUAACAGGUGUUAAACACUAAUAAAACAACAAAACCACUC
Molecule: messenger RNA, 1539 nt
Organism: Ciona intestinalis (vase tunicate)
Lineage: Eukaryota; Metazoa; Chordata; Ascidiacea; Phlebobranchia; Cionidae
Source: RefSeq, a predicted model, not a curated record